AUGGAGCACUCGGAUCACCCCCAUGACCUAGACGGGUCUUCGUAUGACUAUGGGUUUCUGUACAGUCAUGAAACUUCCAUGAUGGAACGACCGCCAUCGAGUACGAUCCCGACAGCCUUUUCAGUCUCGGAUUGGCCAGCUCCUGAUCUCAGUAUCUCCAGUCUGCCCAGCUACGAAGUUGUUGAGGACAUACAUUACACUGAACUGUCACCGGAAGCUGGUUACUAUCUUCCUUACUCACAAUUGACAGGCGAUCUGCCCUUUGGCCAGUAUUAUGACUUCGGUGAUCCCAUCCCAGGUAACAGCACCCGACAACCCCUCAAUGACGAUGCAGUGGACUUAGCGGCUUCACAACUUGGACAUCUCCCAAUCUCGCCGGUGUCGCAGGAUGCAUCCAGCUAUCAGAACCUACCCGGCCCAACCACGAAGCAAACCUACGAAUGCCUUGCGCCGGGAUGCAGCCAAAAGUCAUUCAGCCGCUCAGCCGAUCUUGACCGACACUACAAGCAGGUGCACAUUCCCGAAGACGAGAAAAGAAAGUACCGCUGCGACUACAAGAAAUGCCUUCGCCACGAAGCACCCUUCGGUCGUCUAGACCACCUUAAGGAGCAUCUCCGUGACUUCCACAAGGAAGAUCUCAUAUCGCGACCCAAAAGACAGGAUGCACAGUGGUGGGAAAGCCGCGCACCACGUGCAGUUUUCAACGGAUGGUGGCGCUGUAAUAGAUGUCUGGUGGUGCGCGUUGACAUUGAGACCGACGGUUACACCUGCCCAGCCUGUGGCGAUCCUUGCGAGAGUGAUAGAGUCAGGGUUCGAGAAGCCGCAGCUGGGAUGUCUCAACCAAGAUAG
Messenger RNA from Podospora anserina S mat+, 849 nucleotides. RefSeq lists its product as uncharacterized. The record is from RefSeq and is a predicted model, not a curated record. The transcript has a single exon. Lineage: Eukaryota; Fungi; Ascomycota; Sordariomycetes; Sordariales; Podosporaceae. Bases 1 to 849 code for a protein of 282 amino acids.